Molecule: messenger RNA, 3467 nt
Organism: Spea bombifrons (plains spadefoot toad)
Lineage: Eukaryota; Metazoa; Chordata; Amphibia; Anura; Pelobatidae
Gene: HPS5
Product: HPS5 biogenesis of lysosomal organelles complex 2 subunit 2
Exons: 23
Coding region: 130-3450 (1106 amino acids)
Biological process (GO): developmental pigmentation
Cellular component (GO): cytoplasm
Molecular function (GO): protein binding
Source: RefSeq, a predicted model, not a curated record
GAACCAGUCAUCUGGGCUUUAAAAUUCCUGCUCUGGUUGUAAAGCACUUACAUUCCAGGAAGGAGACUGCUGCGUCCUCUUACUGCUUUCGGGUGUUGGGAUGCGCCGUGCGUUCUAACGCGUUCCUCCAUGACUUCGUCAUCCGCCGCCCCGGAGAGCUGCAGCCACGUGUUGGUUGAGUUUGACUCCCUGGAUCCUUUGCUGUCGGCUCUUCGUUUGGAUUCAAGUCGCUUAAAGUGCACGUGUCUGGCUGUGUCCCGGAAAUGGCUGGCCCUCGGGAGCUCCGGGGGAGGACUAAACCUCAUACAACGAGAAGGCUGGAAGCAGAGGCUCAUCGUCACACACAAGGAAGGUGGAAUCUUUCGGGUUGCGAUUUGCCCCCAUGAUGAAGAUUAUGUUGCCGUGGCUACCAGCCAGGGAUAUGUGGUGGUCUGGGAACUGAACCAUGAGCGUCGCGGGAAGCCGGAGCGGAUUUACGUCUCGUCGGAGCACAAAGGUCGGAAGGUGACCGCCCUCUGCUGGGACACGGCGGUACUGCGUGUCUUCGUGGGAGACCACGUGGGCAAAGUGACCGCCAUCAAGUUACAUUCCUCCAAACAGGGAAAGGCAGCCGCUGCUUUCGUGAUGUUUCCGGUGCAGAUAAUCACAACCGUCGACUCUCGCGUUGUUCAGAUGGAUUAUUUCGAUGGUCGAUUGCUGAUCUCGUCUCUUGCGCGAUCGUAUUUAUGUGAUACGGAACGGGAAAAGUUCUGGAAAAUCGGCAAUAAGGAGAGAGACGGCGAAUACGGGGCUUGCUUUUUCCCUAUUGGCAGAAACCUUGUUCACCAGCCGCCGUUGAUAUACUGCGCUCGCCCCGGCUCCCGCAUGUGGGAGGUAAACUUUGAAGGAGAGGUUCAGAGCACCCAUCAGUUCAAGCAGCUGCUGUCAUCACCACCUCUGCCGGUGAUCAACGCACGGUCAGACCCUCGGUACGACGGUUCUCCGGGUCCCUCCCAGUCUCUGGCGUUCCCAAAACUUUUGUAUUUAAGUGAGCACAGCAUCCUCACGUGGACAGAAAAGGGAAUUUACAUUUUUCUUCCGCAAAGUGUCCAGGUUCUACUAUGGAGUGAGGUCAAAGAGAUCCAGGACGUCUCUGUGUAUAAGAACGAGCUCUUUUGCCUCCACCUGGACGGGAGGGUCUCCCACUUCUCCCUGUUACCUGUGGAGAGGUGCGUCGAACGACUGAUUAAGCGGAGCUGCUGGGAGACGGCUGCCAAAGUCUGCCACGUUUUCCAGAACGCCAUCACUUCCGGCAGGGCGAGGAAGGUCUUGCCGGUCGAUAGGCUGGAAUAUCUCAAAGCGCAGUUGGACCUCGUAACCCAGCGAGACGCCAUCACCCAGCUGGAGGAGCUGAUCCCGAAACUGGAGCCCACGGGCUCUGCCUGCAGCAGCCGCCGGAGCAGCAUCACCUCCCACGAGAGUUUCAACGUGUUGGACUGUGGGAUCUAUCAGGUGAUCAGCCGUAAGAACAGCCAAUCCGACGAGGACUCUGCGUCUCUGCACAGCCAAUCCCUGUCCGAGGACGAGCGGCUCCGGGAACUCUCCUUCCAGCCGGAUCCCGAGCAGAGCGCUUCCGACGGCGUGUCUCAUGUGUCCGUGCCGGCUGAGAGUGAUCGGAAUGAGACCCUGCUCCCAUUCACCAUCUCAUUGCCAUUCCGCUCCACUUCGCCCCGCGUCUCUCUCCAGGCGGUUAAGGAAAGCGUGUCCAGCUUUGUAAGGAAGACGACCGAGAAGAUCGGCACCCUGCACAUGAGCCCCGAUCUCCGAGUCCGGCAGGAGGCGAAGGAAGAAGAACGGCCCGUGGAAGCGGCUGCUCCGGAACCAUCGGAACCAGAGGAGGAAAAACAGGGAACUGAACCUGCUCCGCUGUCAGAAGAGGAAAUCCACCUUGAAGACCUGAAAGCUGCGACUGCCGAAGCCGUAUUCAAACUUCAAGAUUCUCAAGUUCUGUUCAGUCCGGAAGCCCUCAGGAACGUCUUACAGGGUUGGCUGCCGUACUUGGAGAAGACGUUUAAGACUGAAGGUCAUCUCUGUGACCAAAGACCGUGUGAUGCUCCUCCGGAGACCUGUCCACCUUCUACCGAGGCUGUUGGAGAAAGCGACCCUCUCGUACGGCCCGAUACCGAGACCGGUGAGGGAAUUCCAGAUGCCCCUCGCAGAACCGAGCAAGAAGAAAAGCCCUCUUUUUGUGUCCGGGCUCCGCGUGCCUUAGAAGAACGUUUACAGAGGGACUUGUCCCGAUUAGCCAUGUUAUGUUUGGAAUUUAAAGUGUUUCCCGGAGAGAAGGACCGUUUGGAUCCAGACUCUUCGGGGGUUAAUACCCUCGCCUGUCAGUUCAUAAAAACCUACUUCUUUCUUCUGGAUUUAAAGAGACUCAAACGAUGCAUCGUCUUCAACUAUGGUGACUGCCCUAUAGUAUGGGACACGUACAUGGAAGGGUUAAAAGAACUGGUCGGUCCGAGUCCGCUGGAUUUAGCGCUGGAAAAGGAAGAUUUGAUGAGUUCCGUUCGGAUGUUAAGCGACUUGGAGCCUUGGGAUAGCCCCUUCCUACUAGCUCAUGCCUCCAGGAUUUAUGGAAGGUUUGGGGAACGCGCGGUGAGAUUGUAUACCAAGUUCUUCCCGUCCAUCCAACCCGUGGACGUCGCGAGGCUCUGCAGGGCCCAACCGGGGCACUUUUUGGCUUAUCUGGACAACCUCAUCAAAUCGAAACCAGAGGAACAAAGAUCGUCUUUACUGCAGUCUCUUGCGCAACCUGAGUCUCUAAAACUGGAUUGGCUGUUGCUGGCUCUUACCCACGAUGCACCGCAGGCCAAAAACCUGGCGGAUCCUGCAGGAAAUCCCCGGUCCCGCGCUCACCUCUGCACCUGGGGCUUCGCGCAGCUACUAACGCUUUUAAUUAAGCUCCCGGCAGACUCUUCCACCAAAGAGAAGAUGAUCUCUGCCUGUAAAACCUUCGGAUUUUGGCCGGGAUAUUUAACUCUUUGCUUGGAGCUGGACAGAAGAGUGGAGGCUCUGACCAAUAUCGUGUACCUGGAUGAUAUGAAUCUGAUUGACGGGGACCGCGGUGUCGCGCCGGAGACCGUCGAUGAAUGGAGGCUCGUUCUUCAUCUUGCAAAAAGUUCCAACCUGGAUCAUCGGCAUCACGGCGCGCAGAAUGGGGAUACCCUGAGUAACGGGCAUUCUGAUUGGCCUAACUGCAUCACCGUGGAAAACCUGGCGCUGACGUUGGCGAAGGUGAUCGGCCCGGACCGUGCCUGGCCGUACCUGCAAGACUGGGGCCUAACCGAGGACUUCUCCGAUCGAUACUCCAAGGUCUGCGAGGUGAUGAAAGUAGCUGAAAAGAGGCAAAGGGCUUUGAUCCAGUCUAUGUUGGAAAGAUGUGAGCGGUUCCUGUGGUCCCAGCAGGCCUGACGACUUUGGGCACGAGG